Helobdella robusta is the source of this 546-nucleotide messenger RNA. RefSeq lists its product as hypothetical. Gene Ontology annotation, cellular component: transcription regulator complex; nucleus. The record is from RefSeq and is a predicted model, not a curated record. Gene Ontology annotation, molecular function: DNA-binding transcription factor activity, RNA polymerase II-specific; RNA polymerase II cis-regulatory region sequence-specific DNA binding. Gene Ontology annotation, biological process: regulation of transcription by RNA polymerase II. The annotation marks the transcript as partial. Lineage: Eukaryota; Metazoa; Annelida; Clitellata; Rhynchobdellida; Glossiphoniidae. The transcript is spliced from 3 exons.
UCUUUCACAUUCUCACAAGACCAAGUUGCUUGCGUCUGCGAAGUUCUCCAAAACAGCGGGAACUUCGAAAGGUUAUCCAGGUUCCUGUGGUCUCUGCCAAGUUGCGACCAGCUACACAAACAAGAAAGCGUCUUGGUGGCGAAAGCUUUCGUGUACUUUCACAACGGGAAUUACAAUGAUCUUUACAGACUACUUGAGAACAGCACAUUUUCAACGCAGAACCACACAAAGCUGCAAAACCUCUGGUUGAAGGCGCACUACACGGAGGCAGAGAAGCUGAGGGGUCGACCGCUGGGAGCAGUAGGGAAGUACCGGAUCAGAAGAAAGUAUCCCCUUCCGGCUAACAUUUGGGACGGUGAGGAAACUAGCUACUGCUUCAAAGAAAAGUCGAGGUCAAUAUUGAAAGAUUGCUACAAGAAAAAUCCCUACCCGUCACCACGAGAGAAGAAGAAUCUGGCGGAGAACACUGGACUGACGACGACGCAAGUUAGCAACUGGUUCAAGAACAGGAGGCAAAGAGACAGGGCCAAUGAGGCAAAAGAAAAG